UUGUCCGGUAAUCCCGUAUGAUGGUUGUAGGCUGGGGAAAAGACAUCAAUAUUGAUGAUGGAAUAGCAUUUGCUGACUCGCCAGCCAUAUGGUGUGAUGUGUGUUGAAAUCACCGUGAGGUCACAGGGAGGCGGGGAGAGAGUGACGGAGGGCUCUGAGAGGAGAAAGGGACGCUAGAGCGCUUUCAGGAUAAAUCUAACCUUGCGACCAAGCUGUUAAAUAGUAGUCUCUUGACGAGCCAGUUGCUGUAAGAGCAGAGAACAGCAUCCCUUUAACUGGAUGCAGAACAUCCCACCUCCCCCUGUAUGACGCCACGGAAGAGCGGGCGUGCGAGAGAGAGCGCCGCUGUGUGUAUGGCGUAACCAGGGAGGCGUCCCGUGGCUCUGGAAGCUCAGCGGUAAGGCUGUGGGUGCCGGUGCCGCCGUAACCCCCGUAUGGAACGGAGUUGUAAGCAGUCCGCGAUGGCGAUGGGCUUGUCGUCCAAGAAGGGAUGCUCACGGAGUGUCGCGGUGGAACGCAAAAAUCUCAUCACCGUUUGCAGGUUUUCUGUGAAGACGCUACUGGAGAAAUACACAGCGGAACCCAUAGAUGACUCGUCCGAGGAGUUCAUGAACUUUGCUGCCAUAGUGGAACACGUUCUCAGCCAUCGCUUCAAAGGUUCAGGAAGCUGGUUCGAUGGCCAGAGGAGCUUCUGGGACUUCAUCCGGCUGGCGUGCAGUAAAGUCCCUAACAGCUGCAUCAGUAGCAUCGAGAGCAUGGAGAACAUCAACACCUCCCGGGCCAAGGGUAGAGCCUGGUUGCGGGUGGCCCUGAUGGAGAAGCGCCUGUCGGAGUACAUGGCCACAGCUCUCAGGGACAGCCGCACCACAAGGAGGUUUUAUGAUGACGGUGCCAUCAUGCUAAGGGAGGAGGCGUCCGUGCUGACAGGCAUGCUCAUCGGACUCGGAGCCAUUGACUUCAGUUUCUGUCUGAAGGGAGAGGCACUGGAUGGGAAAACUGAAGCGGUCAUAGACUACACCCCCUACCUGAAGUUCACACAGAGCUAUGACUACCUGAGUGAUGAGGAGGACCGGCGGAGCGUGGACAGCACCAGCAGUGAUGAGAGCACAUCCGAGCAUCCUUACGUUCCCCUGUUGACCGAGGAGGAGAGCUGGCGCAGCAAGUGCCGUAAGAUGGAGCAGCGCUACAAGAUCGUCUACGCCCAGAAGGGGUACCUGGAGGAGCUGGUUCGUCUGCGGGAGUCCCAGGUGAAGAACCUGGAGGUGGAGAACAAACGCCUGAGCUCACGGCUGGAGGAGGUGCAGAACCAGAACGAACAGGAGAAGAGGGAACUAGAGGGGGUAGUUCUGGAACUACAGGAACAGCUGACGAGCCUUAUUCCCUGUGACCCCCGUCAGUUCUCUAAAGACCUGCCCGUCCCCCUGGUGAACCAGUGGCCCUUGCUCGGCCCCUUCAAUAACGAGACAGACGACAAGCUCUUCCGCAGGGGGAGCUUUCCCAGUCCUGAUUCCCUCUCAGUAACAGUCAGCCUGGACUCAGAGCCUCAGAGGGCCGAGGUCAAACCCAACGGACAGGCCUGGUGUGCCCUAACAGAGAAGAACUACACCGGCUCCAUGCUUGGUUUGCCCAGCUGUAAGUCUCUGCCCAGCCUCAGGUCUACCGAGUGCCUGGUGAACAUCAGUGCCGACCCCAGCCCUGCCCUCACCCCCAGCUAGGGGGCGCUACUGAGCGGCCGGGAGUCCUCACACACUCGCCACGCCACACCACGCCACGCCACGGGUGAAACCAUGUGACCAAGAGUUGACCUCAGAGGAUUCUGGGACGGACGGACGCUGCGCUCUUGGGAGAAGUUCACAGACUUUUUGGGACUCUUUUUUUGUUUGUUUGUUUGUUUGUUUGUUUGUUUGUUUGGAUCGGUUGGUGUUGUAGAUUAGAGCUAGACCAAGAUGGCUGCUAGUGAGACAGACUUCCUGCUGGGGGUGGGUCCUCUGUGUUCAUCUCUGCUGUCACAUGGUUCCACCAGCGGAACAUGGAACGUGAUUCCUCCUGUAGACCGGUGCCUGGUCUGUGUUCUAGAACCUUUGCUCUCCCCUGGACUGAGCUGUAUUGUGAUUGGCCGAAGACUGGGAGGAGGCAGCCGCAAAAGGAACAUGGAACUCUCCUGGUGGAGCCUCGGCAACAGGCUAUGAGUCUGUUAUAUCCCUUUAUAUACAUUUAAAGAUGUUCUAUACACACACACACACACACGCACACACACACACACACACACACACACACACACCACACACACACACACACACACACACACACACUGAUUACCAUACAGGCAUCACACCACAGGCAGCAAACACAAACGCGUAACAUUCACACAUACACACAGCCCAGAUGACAUGCAAGCUAUCUCACUGCAAGUAACAGACACAUAAUCACACAUUCAUUAGGGUGUCUCAUACCACAGACAACACACACACACCUGCACACAUAGUCACACACAUUCCGAACAUUUAACUUGCGAGUACCACACCACAGGUAACACACACACACACACACACACACACACACACACACACACACAGGGGUAUACACACACAUUCACACACAAACUUCUCCUAACGCAGGCAUUCCAGACAGAUACUCUAUGUGAGACCAGGACUUGAAUGAUCUCAGAGUAGAAACUAUAGCAACCUUCUCUCCUUAUCCAAAAAACAGCCUCCAUCUCUUGAGGCGACACCAAAUUCCCUGCCCUAUAAAUGUCUGAACAUCUCUCUCUCUCUGUCCGUGUGUGUGUGUGUGUGUGUGUGUGUGUGUGUGUGUGAACAACAGCCACCAGAAAAUGAAGCAAGGCAACUGGAAUAGCUGUAGAACUGCCUUUCACAACUUCUGUCCUCUCUAGCCUCGUGCUCUCUCCAUUCCUUGAGGAGAAACGUACUGUCUGUUUAUAGUGGUGGAGAUUCCCCCGUCUGUGGUCAAAGCCCUAGCAAACAUUAGCCAACUAAUUCCUAUACAAAUAUUAUAUGCACAUAUAUAAUGAGUGUCUACCAUGGACCAAAAUCCUUCAGCUAACUUUCUCAAAGCCGUUGUGUGUUUUAACAUUUGUUGUCUCUUGUCGGACCAUUCAAGCGCGACUGCUUUCCGUAUCUGUAAUUGGAAGUCCACGCGGGAUUUAACACAUUUGUCUUUGUAGCCGCCGCGGAGGACUCCUCGUGGCAUUAUGCAAGGUUCGAUUGGAGAAAUUGGAGAAAUUAGGUUAGAGCUAUGUUGUAAAAGUAAUUGAAUAUUUUGAUGUGAAUGUCAAUGUCUUGCCACAGCCGGGUCCCUGGCUGAGAGAGAUAUCCUCACAAGGGGUUAGGACACUGAGGAUAGGAAGCUGAGGAAGGUAUCAUUACAAGAGGUUAGGAAGCUGAGGGAGAUAUCAUUACAAGAGGUUAGGAAACUGAGGUUAGAAAACUGAGGGAGAUAUCCUCACAAGAAGUUAGGACACUGAGGUUAGGAAGCUGAGGAAGAUAUCCUCACAAGGGGUUAGGAAGCUGAGGAAGAUAUCCUCACAAGAAGUCAGAAAACUGUGUGUGCGUACAAAAGAGAAGAGAGUUCGAUCAGUUUCGAAUGGUCUUUGAUGCCUUGCUGUCACCCCUCCAGAGACUGCAUUUGAGCCUGAAGCAAAUGGACCCUGUGUGUGAGUGUUGUAUGUGCUGUGUAUGUUUGUCAACUUCAUACAACCUUUUGCCCUUGCCACGAUAGCCAUCAUAUUUAAUACACCAUUGUCAAACAAAGACGUCUAUCAUUUUGAAAUCGAAUGCAAUAAAAACUGCCUCUUUA
Molecule: messenger RNA, 3816 nt
Organism: Clupea harengus (Atlantic herring)
Lineage: Eukaryota; Metazoa; Chordata; Actinopteri; Clupeiformes; Clupeidae
Gene: rundc3ab
Product: RUN domain containing 3Ab
Source: RefSeq, a predicted model, not a curated record